Molecule: messenger RNA, 3667 nt
Organism: Syngnathus acus (greater pipefish)
Lineage: Eukaryota; Metazoa; Chordata; Actinopteri; Syngnathiformes; Syngnathidae
Product: transcription initiation factor TFIID subunit 4-like
Exons: 15
Coding region: 115-2934 (939 amino acids)
Biological process (GO): DNA-templated transcription; transcription initiation at RNA polymerase II promoter
Cellular component (GO): transcription factor TFIID complex
Molecular function (GO): DNA binding; protein heterodimerization activity; RNA polymerase II general transcription initiation factor activity
Source: RefSeq, a predicted model, not a curated record
UCGGUGUUUUCGGGUUGGAACUAGUUGCUAUGUUUCUAUGCUCGAGAGCAACGCGGGUGCUCGGCGCAUGCGCAAAUUCUAAAAUACGAUUUGCACAAGGGUCCAAUAUCAAAGAUGGCGGGAGCCUCCGACCCGCUGGAGGACAUGCUCUUCAAUGAAGUGGACGAAAAGGCGGUCAGCGACUUAGUUGGCUCGCUCGAAUCGCAACUGGGGGAGUCCGAGCCCCCUCCUGCGUCCUAUGCUACCGACCGACACGACGGAGCUCCGGCUGCCGCCACUCACUUCUCAGGGAAAGUGCGCGAGCAAGAGCCGCAACAAGGACACCCGGGGGCGGCUUUAAAGCUCCAGCCCGCCGCCGCUCAGCUUCUCCCCUCUUCCUCUUCUACCUCCGGCGAAGGGAGCGCCGGCCCGGCGGUCGGCGGGGCCGGCCCGCACUCGUUCGGGCCGGUUGCUUCUAGCUCGCCCGCCCCCGUGACGGCAGUCCAAACUUUGAGCGCCCAGCCCGCCGCUGCCGGCGCCGCUAGCUUCCAGUGGGCACCCGAAGCAAGUAGUAGGACGGCGUCGCCCGGCAUGCAAAGUUUGAACGGUACCGCCGGAGUCGUCAAGUUGCUCAACUCUGCACCGGCAGCGGCGACGGCAGCGUCGCCCACGACGGUGACGACGACGACGACCAGCCCCCUUGCGGUCAUGGCCUCCCCGGCCAACUUCCUCCCCGGAACUCAGUCCGCGGGUCCCACGGCUCCCUCCGCCGCCCAGCAUAGACUCCCCAGCGCCGCUCAGAACGGCCUGGAGUCCAAAGGUGGGCCUGUGGGACCUUCUGGGGCCCCCUCACCCUCUCAGCUGGUAAACCACAGUAAGAUGCUGGUGCUAGGUCAGCCAGCUUCCGGGAACAUCCUUGCUGGCACCCCACCACCCCCUGCAGCGGCCCGCUCGCCUGUCACUCAGCCCCUCGGCCCCCCCGCUGUCAAGCCGGCUGUCAACGGGCUGGGCCAGCCUGCGGUGAGAGCGGCUGGCGUUGUCCAGCUUCAGAGACCUGGGCUGCCGACCGGGACUGUCGGGCCGGCGAGCGGGACCAUCCGGCCGACUGCCCCUCAUCCCCCAUUGGCCGUCCGGCCUCAGCAGCAAGCCACCAUCCAGCUUCCCCCGGGGUUCACCAUGCCCGCAGGUAUGGUUCUGGUCCGCAUCGAGACGGGUCAGCUGGUGAUGGUGCCGCAGCAGGUCCUGGCCCAAGCGCAAGCCAAAACGCAGCAGAGUCCCAGCGUGACCGCCGUCCCUCAGAGACCCGCCGCGCCCGCCACCAUGCGAGUCAGCAGUGCCGCUCCAGCUCCUGCUGCGCCUCAGAAUAUCCGUCUGGCAACACCCCCCCACACGAGACUUCUUCAGUCUCCUUCCUCUUCUUCCUCGUCCUCUUCGGUACAGGCCGUCACGGUGACGUCUGUCGCCGCCGGUGUCUCUGUGAAGAUGGCCCCGCCUCUGAAGGCACAGACGCCAAUGGCAACGGCGACAGAGGCCACGACCGUCGCUCCCGCCGCAACGGGCGCCGCAGUCAAGUCGGCCGCGGCGGCGCCCGUGAGCGGCGCGGCCGUGCCCGGCAGCUGCAACAGAGUGACGGUGGUGUCGCAGGAAAUGCAGGAAAACGUGAAGAAGUGUAAAAAUUUCCUGGCCACACUCAUCAAACUGGCGUCCAACAACUCGCCCUCACCCGACACCUCCAAGAACGUCAAAGCGCUCGUUCAGGACCUCCUCGAUGCAAAGAUCGAGCCCGAGGAGUUCACCAGUCGUCUGCAGGCGGAGCUCAAGUCGUCCCCACAGCCCUACCUCAUCCCCUUCCUCAAGAAAAGUCUUCCUGCCUUGCGUCAGUCGCUACUCAGCAGCCAGCAGUCGCUGAGCGCACCCCCAGCCUCCGCUUACGCCCCGUCCCCGAACGCCGCCAUCCGACCCCGCUUGCCCAUCUCGACGCCCGGAGUCCGGAUGAAUGCCCCACUCGCCACCGUGGCGCCGUGUCGUGGUGGCAUGCAGACUGUUCGUGCUCCCCUGGUGGUGGGUGUGAGAACUCCUAGCACUCUGACACGAGCACCCACCGCCAUGGUCGCUAAAAGCGUGGUCACAUUGGCGGCGCCAGCCAAUCAGAAGAAGCUGGGAGACCCGGGGGGCGGGACUUUCAGAGACGACGACGACAUCAACGACGUGGCCUCCAUGGCGGGCGUCAACCUGAGCGAGGAGAACGCUCGCAUCCUGGCCACCAGCUCCGAGCUGGUUGGCACCAAGAUCCGCUCGUGCAAGGACGAGGCCUUCCUGCCCGCCGGCCUGUUGCACCGACGCAUUUCGGAUACGGCUCGCAGGCUGGGCGUGAGCGAGGUUCCUCUGGAGGUGGUCAACUUGGUGUCGCACGCCACGCAGUCGCGACUGCGCUCGCUGCUGGAGAAAGUUUCCGCGCUGGCUCAACACCGAUCAGACGUUGUCAAGGACGAAGAGCAUCACGAGCAGACCGGCGACGUUCGCGCCCAGCUUCGCUUCUUCGAGCAACUGGAGCGUCUGGAGAAGCAAAGGAAGGACGAGCAAGAGAGGGAGAUCCUGCUCAAGGCCGCCAAGAGUCGAGCCAGGCAGGAGGAUCCCGAGCAGGCCCGUCUCAAGCAGAAGGCCAAAGAGAUGCAGCAGCAGGAGUUGGCUCAGAUGCGCCAACGCGAUGCCAACCUGACUGCGCUUGCCGCCAUCGGGCCACGAAAGAAACGCAAGUUGGACUCCCCGGGCGCCACCGCCUCCUCCGCCGAGGUGGCGUCAGGCGCGUCCUCGUCCUCCUCGUCCUUGUCGUCGCCGCGGCAGCCUUGGCGUCAGCGCAUCACCAGAGUCAACCUCAGGGACUUGAUCGUGUGUCUGGAGCAGGACGGCAGCACCGCGCGCUCGCUAAUGCUCUACAAGGCGCUGCUGAAGUGAGGACCGCCCCCUCGCACUCUAUGAGUGUGCCCCGGCCGCCCCGAAUACCCCGCCCCACCCCCUCCAACAGCACCGACCUGUGUCUUCCCCAUCGCCGCGGCAACACUUUCCAUAGUAUCGCAGGACCACAUGUGGGGACGCCUCAGCCGGCGGCUGUUAGCGUUCAGAUUAGCCUCGGAGCUAAUGAGCGACAUCUCGGAUUUGGUGGCAGCCCAUCUGGAAAGGGAAGUUUCAGAAAACUAAAACAUUGUGACUCCGCCCACACACGUAUAUAACCAAUCAGAGUCGCGCUGGCCAAUGAUUAUCAUAACUUGACCAUUAAAGACAUUCUGGCAGUGAAGCACCACCCCCCUCCCAUACCACUCAAGCUUGGUGAGCGCUAUGCUAACAUGCUAAAGUAUGGUAAACACAUUGUUGCAUUUGUGGUUCAGCUGAAAAGCGGAAAGAUGAGGCACCCUGAUUCCGAUCUCCUCCACAGCAGCACACUCCCCACUUGGAGCUCGUCGUGCCAAUUGCAGGUUUUCUUCACUUUUUAAGACUUUUUGCAGGUUUUUAAAUGCUUUCAGUGUAUUCUUUUGGUUCUUGUGACGAGCACCCCGGUCUGCCGGUUGUGCCAACUUUUGCGAUUAUUUAUAUUUCCUACAUUCUCUACUCAAUCAUGGACUUUUACACCUGUUUGUACCUUUACUCAAAUGAAAUAAAGACCUUUGGAAAGUGCGCACGAGUCGCAUGA